AGAGAGGAGAUUGUUACAACUCAUCUUGACUGGACUGCUUCUCGAUCAGGGCAGGGAUAAAGCUUACAUUAGACUAAUUCAGGAAAUAAUUAUAUAUUUGAUAUAUUUGGAUACCUUGGUCUCCCCUCGUACAUCAUGGCCUGUUUUACUGCCACGCUUGGUGUUUUCAUCCUGUCUGGAUUCAUCAACUUCUUAGCAGCAAAAAAGGAAACUUGUGAUCUUUAUGCUGUCGUCGGACAGAGUUCAACUCUGCCGUUUGUCUUUGAGGGACUUUCAAACCUACAUGUGCUGAGAUGGACUCAUAACGGCACAAUCAUUUUCUACAGACAAGGCUUAGUGUCUGCUGGCAAGUCGGAGGACAUCUCUGCAACUGGAUCGCUGUUGCUGAAGAACCCACAAUUCUCAAGUGCAGGGACUUAUGAAGCAAAGGUGCUGAAUCCCAAUGGCACCCUGGCCAAAGCAUGGACUAAUUUUCUCUGUGUGAUGGACAAGGUAUCAAAACCUCAACUCACUUAUGUGUGCAACCCCAAGUCUAGUGCUGUGAAUCUAAACUGCCUUGUAGCUAAACCCGAGCGUUUGGUGUUCUCAUGGACACUCGAUGGAAAGACCUUAACAAGCGAAACAAGACCAACACUGAGCAUAUCGCUGGCACAGCUGAAAGGGGAGACGAGCUUUACUUGUAGUGUGGCAAACAAACUGAGCAGGGAGACGAGUGAUACUGUCCGUCCAAGUUGCAAAAGUCCUCCACCACCUCCUUUGCUCUGUUUUCCAUCCAAAACUGUCACCGCAGUGCUUGCAGGAGGAGCCGGUCUGAUUUUGCUCUUGCUCACCAUAAUCAUCAUAUUAUGUUGCUGCAUCAAAAACCGAAUGACACGCGGGAAUAAAGGGCAGCUGAGGAUGCUUUCUCUUAACAAACGAGAUCCUGACUCCAUCAGCCCAGAUUAUGAGACGAUGCGCCCGUCUGAGGACUCUCCACCCCAGAGUCCCGCUUCUCCGCCCAGAGCCUGUUACGAGAACGUUUCUCAGCCUGAAGCUCAGACUGAAAACAGGCCUGCACAGCUGUCCACAGAUGCUGGACAACAACCUUCAACUUCACCUUCACCUGUGCCGAAGCCGAGGACGAAGACUCCCCAGACACCAAACAUCUGAGUGCAUCCCUCUCUCUAAAAUCUCCCGUUUUUGUCUAUAAUUUGAAGGUACACAUUCUUUAUUACUUUAACAUGUCAGUGUAUGCCUAUAUAGAUGUUGCAAAUAAAAACAGAACUGUCUGUCUCUAGGAUCAGUAAGCUUUGUCAAAAUGUGCUUGAGACAGAAAAAGUUUUACUUUCUCAGCAACUUUAAAUGUGAUAUCAUGACUUAUCAAUGUUAACGUUUUGUUAUUAAUGAUCUCAUUUUAGCUGUUAGGGACAGGGCUUAUGUGUUGGUGGUAAAUAUAAAGAAGGUAUUAUCUGAUCCCAUGUACAUGUUAUCAUACUGUGCUAGAGGAAUUUCAAUAUUGAUGUUUUGUUGUGUGAUUUGUUAAUAUAACUGAUGGUCUUGUGUGUUUUAUUAUGAAUUCUUUACAGAGCCAAUGUAUGUCUGUGUCAUAAAUAAAGUGAUUUCUUGAUAAAACAUUUUUUGUGUAAAAUAUUUAUUAAAGGAUAUGACUGGUGAUAUUCUAUAUUUUUCUUAUUGUCAAAGAAACUUUAGAAAUAACCAAAACCACCAAAGCAUUCUUCUGUAUUUCAGCUCUUUUCAACUUCCUUAAAGCUGUUUAUGGCACUCAGCCCCAGGCUCACUAGUUCCAACCA
This is a messenger RNA of Centropristis striata (black sea bass), 1790 nucleotides long. RefSeq names its product hepatic and glial cell adhesion molecule-like. Lineage: Eukaryota; Metazoa; Chordata; Actinopteri; Perciformes; Serranidae. The transcript has a single exon. The record is from RefSeq and is a predicted model, not a curated record. Bases 136 to 1149 code for a protein of 337 amino acids.